AUGAUUAGAUAUAUAAAGGGUGAUUUGUUAGGUCAUCUUCCACCAAGCAAGUCUUCGGUUGCUGUCUUUGCUCAUGCUUGCAAUUGCCAGGGUGUCUGGGGAGGAGGAAUCGCUGCUGUGCUCAGAGUGAAAUUUCCUUCUACCUAUCCUUUGUAUUCUGGUCAUUGCCAGGAAAAAGGAUGUGAUCCACAUAGACUUUUGGGAACAUCUGUCGUAGUGCCCUCACAAGCUCUGGAUCCGGGAAACAUCGCUGGAUACCCCCCUAAAUACAUCGCCUGUUUGUUCACCAGCGACUUUGCCCAGACCCAAGAGGAGAUUGUAGCAUAUACAGAUUCUGCCAUAGAGGCACUCGUGGAUCAACUAAAAGAAUUACAAAAGACAACUGCAAUUGAGACCGGACAAAGCGGUAAGAUCGUUGUAAAUAUGCCCAAGAUCAAUGCUGGAAUCUUUGCUGUUCCUUGGGAGAAGACUGAAGCCGUAUUGAAGAAAUACGAUGUGGAGUUUAAUGUUUAUGUUAUAUGA
This is a messenger RNA of Scheffersomyces stipitis CBS 6054, 522 nucleotides long. RefSeq names its product ADP-ribose 1''-phosphate phosphatase. Lineage: Eukaryota; Fungi; Ascomycota; Pichiomycetes; Serinales; Debaryomycetaceae. Gene Ontology annotation, biological process: peptidyl-glutamate ADP-deribosylation. The record is from RefSeq and is a predicted model, not a curated record. The transcript has a single exon. Bases 1 to 522 code for a protein of 173 amino acids.